UACGCCGAGAGACGAGAACGCCCCCGAAUAUUAGUGCUCGGUGGAUCCCACGUAUGAGAAUGAUCGCACAUGAUUGGAGAAAAAUAACUUUACCAGCCACCUCUUCCAACCUCCACACUUCAAAUCUUUUCAUCACAAGAUUUUAUGCUCUGUCAGUCGAUUUUGAGCUUGAGUAGGAACGGACCCAUCAUCUCCAUAUUGAGUAUCGUUGACUUUGUUUUGCUUGAGUGGCCUUAAUGAGAAUCCCAUGUCACAUUCCUGGAAAGUGAAACAUUCAUAACUUGACCCAAAACUGCGGCAAUUGGAUGAUCAGCGAGGCAUUCUUUUACCCACCCUCAAUUUCAUUUCGUGGAAGAAUUGUUGAACGAAUUCAAUCAAGACGACCGCUGAACUCGAAAACUUGGGGGAGCGUUAUCAUCUCUGUUACUCAUAGUAGAACGGUUGGAGUUCCCCUUCUUCCUUGAUCCUUGAUCGAAGCUUGAAGUGCAUACCACCGUUGGAGUUAAGUCUUGAACACACCAGUAGUGCUUGGCUGCAUCCACUCCUCACGCACAUAUACAUACACACACACACAUACAUACACACUCACACACGCACUCACACAUCACUUAUUCACACUCGCCCUCCACUCGGAAUGACGAAUCUUCCGGACGACCAAAUGGAUAGCCUGUUGCGUCAAGCUCGCAGAAUCAGUUCAGACGUCGGUGGAGAAAGAUCAGUGUCUCCAGGCAGUAACAUGUUGCACAGAAAUGAUACAGCCGGAUCCCUGGGAGGGGGUGUGCUUCCCCACCCAAGGAGACAAUCCACCCAACAAGAAUUAAUGGGAGAUAACCUCGCCCGACGUCUUUCUGAGGCUGGGGUCAAUCGAAGGCCCUCUGCUGCUCAAAUCCUAACAGAGGACACCGAUUCGUUCAUCGUCGGUGUCCGAGUGUAUGUGGAUGGAGUGAAGCCUGGACGUAUUCAGUACAUUGGCGAGACCAAGUUCGGUCCGGGAGACUGGGCCGGAGUGGUUUUGGAUGAGCCGAUUGGCAAGAAUGACGGAUCUGUCGGGAAAACCCGAUAUUUCCAAUGUGAGCCUUACUAUGGAGUGUUUUCUCGUUUGUUCCGACUCACCCGUGGGCCCAUUGAAGGGGCUGAGGAUGUACUAGCCCAGGUCAGGAAAUAUGGCUAUGAAAUUGUGGACGCUCCAGUUGGAAUGCGACGAGGAAGUGUGGGCAGUGGGGGAGGAUCCCGAAGGGGUUCCACAUCAGAGAGAAGAGGCAGUGUGGAAAGAAGUUCUAUUAGUCCUCGUGCUGUCACGCCUGAAAUGCGGAGAUCCAGUGUGAACCGAAAUAGCCCUGAUCCCAUGGUGCGGAGGGGAAGUGCUGCGGUCGAGCCCCGCAGAACCAGCUUGAGUGUUCCCGAGAGACGAGGAAGCAUGGGCCAAAGUCCUUUGGGUCGCCGAACACCAGGUCGAUCCCCGUUGGCUUCCCCACGCACGUCAAGAUCCUACAUCACGGGAGGUGACGUGAGAAUUGAAAAAGACCCUGAAAUGACCAAACUUGCUCAAGAAGCACGGAGACUGAGCAUGGAAGGAGGGUCUUCUUCAAGAAGGCCUUCCGGCUCCAUCGAUCAAUUGGGAAAUAGAACCUUCUCCGCCCGACCAACGUCGACCCUUAACAAGAACGGAAACGGAAUACGGCGACCUUCAGAAGGAUUUGGAACAGGUACGCGUAGUCCACGUUUGGGCGAUAGGCGGCCCUCUGAAAAUACCAAUGGAUACAACGCAAACUAUCGCCGGUCGUCAGAGUCUCCUGUCAACAAUAACUAUCGUCGACCCUCCGAAGGGAUUAGCAAUCUCAGACGCGGUAGCAACACCACAGUGCAAAAAGAAGAGGUUGGACGCCGACCUUCUUCCGAUGUGGACACCCACGAGGUCGAGCGUCGACGACUUAGCGAAGCUGGCCUUCGAAGACCUUCAGUGUCCGAUCGAGUACUAAAUGAAGACACUUCCAACUUGAUGGUUGGCCAGCAAGUCUGGGUUGGUGGAACCAAAGCGGGCAAGAUUGCAUUUUUGGGCGAGACCAAAUUUGCCCCUGGUGAAUGGGCGGGUGUAUUUCUGGACGAUCCCGUUGGCAAAAACGAUGGCUCUGUGGCAGGCGUGUCCUAUUUCAAGUGCGAGGCCAUGCAUGGCGUCUUCUCCAGAGCUUCCAAGCUUAGCCGUCAACCGCUGGCCAGUGGACCGCCCUCUUGUCUGACCACGCCUCGAAAGGUUUCGAAAGUGGGACGAGCUUCAAUUUCUCCGUCCGAGAGUCAAGCCAAUCUCAAAUCCGAAACGCCUUCACCUACCGGUUCAACCAUCAGUUUAGCCUCAAUGGGACCCCUGAAAGUUGGAGAUCGAGUCAUUGUGAGCAAUGCCAUCACUGGGACCAAAGCGGGAACUCUCCGGUACAUUGGACCCACGGAUUUUGCAGCCGGAGAGUUUGGUGGCGUUGAGCUGGACUCGGCCAUUGGCAAAAAUGAUGGCAUGGUGGGAGAUAAACGCUACUUUCAAUGUCAACCCAACUUUGGGAUAUUUGCCCCAAUGCACAAGAUCAGCAAGUCCCCGAAGAAUCGAAUGCAAAGGCAGCCUUCCAAUUUGACGCCGCGGAAAUUGAACCGGGAGCGCUCGGACUUGUCAGACAUUUCCAUGGCCAGUGUGGUUUCAACCGUUUCCAAGGCUCAAGGGCCCGUGAAGAAAAAGUCCAUAGCCUCUAUUUUAGCCCCCGAAAGACUUAAGAUGUCCUUGAAGGAGAAGGAGGACAAGAUUGACAAUCUGCUGAAAGAGCGGGAUUUGGAACGAGCUCAGAUUGCGAAGGCGGCCAGUCAAACCGAUGAAGCGGAAGAGAAUCUCUCGAGGCUUCGGGAAGAGUAUGAAAACUAUAAGUUCGAGCAAGAUGAGCGGGCUGCGGCUUACCAAUCUGCCGUGGAGCAAUACGAAGAGAAGAUCCGGAGGUUGAAGAACAAACUUGAGGAUGAGAAGAAGAAGAGUGAGGACAUCGAGUUCAAGUUGGAGGAGGAGACUGUUAUGCGAACCGAGACCGAAGCUGGAAAUUCGGCUGAACUUAUUGAGAAGAUUCGGAGCUUGGAAGAACAACUUGCUGCCGAGUUUAAUGCCAAGGCUGAAUGGAGCGGAGGCAAGGCUGAAUUCGAGACCAAAAUCAAAGAUCUUCAAGAUCGUCUUGGAUCCGAGCAAAAGAAUCGCGUGGACGUCCAAAUUGACAUCGAGAGUCUCAAGGAAGAGCUUGAAGCAGAGAAGAAAAAAGUUGACGCCAAGGCUAAAGAGGUUGAAUUGUUCAGGGUCAAACUUGUGACCUCGGAAGAGAAACUAAAGGAGACCCGAGUGAGUUUGGAUGUCUUCAAAGAGGAGUCUGGGAAUAAGGUGUUUGAAACCGAAGAGCAAGUGAUGCUUCUGAAGGACGAGAUCGAAGGGUUAAAAACUGACUUGGAAGAGGCUCAAAGCAACGUGGAAUUCGAACGAAAGAAUCAUGCCACCUUGCAAGAGAGUCUGAAAUCCCAAAGUACCACAACCAUAGCCCAAGUUAAUGAACUUGAGAAGAACCUCGCGGAGAAAGAUAAUGAACUCAUUGAGCUCAAACACAAGUUUGCCUCCUUGGAAAGUGGAAACAAGACGCUUCUAACAACUCUAGAUGACAAAGCAAAAGACAUCAAAGAGAGAACCCUGGAGAACCAAACCCUGAAGGAGCACGUUUCCAAAGCUGAACAAGAAGGGGCCUCAAUUCGGCAGGAGUUGAAGGCUGCCAACCUUCAACUGGAAGACGCCAACAAUAUGGUCAAAAUCAAGGAGAGCAAUCUCAAGGAAAUUCAAGCCUCAAAGGUUGAGACAGAGAAACAAUUGGCCAAUCGCUCCAAGGAAAUUGACGCGCUCAAAGCUCAGUUGGACAAGUCGGGAUCUGACACUCAAAUUGAACUCCAGAAGAAAUCGGAACAAGUCAUUGAACUGGAAUCGAAACUAGCGGAGAUAAUGAAAACCGUAAAAGUCCUGGAACAAGAUUCUGCCAAAAUAAGUAUCGUUGAAGGUGAGAUGAGGAGUGUUCAGAAGGAACUAGAAGAGGCCAAUCUGGCCAAGGCAGGCCUUGAAAAAGAGUUGAUGGUUUGGAAAGACUCGUCCCAAACGAACACGGAUGAAGUCAAGCGAUUGAGUGGAACAGUCAAUUCUAAGGAUCUUGAAUUGGAAACGCUUCGUGGAGAUCUCGCCGCCAUGACUGGCCAGCUCAAGGACUUGAAAGUAGCUAUUGAUCAGACGGAGGCUGAAAAUGCCGAGAAAUUGGAUGUUGCCCAAAGGGAAUCCAAGAAGGCGAUCCAUGAGUUGGAAGAGAAGUUGAGAAAAACCGAGGCUGCCAAAGAGAAGGUCGAGAAAUCAAAAGAGGAGGUCAUUAAAGAUUUGAAUUCCAAGAUCAGAACAACAACCACCGAGCAUGAUCAACUCGCCAAGAAUCUGCGGGAAGACAUCGCCAAGCGUGUUAUUGAGAUUGAGAGUUGGCAAUCCAAGUAUUCGGCUUUACAAGAAAGCCUGUCGUCUUCCACCAAUGAAUCUUCCAAAACUUUGAAUGAAUUAAAGCAGAAAGUUGCGGAUUUGGAAACGAACCUUAACGUGAAAAAUCGCGAGAACACCGCUCUACAGGAUGAAUUGCUCAAGUUAACGGAGACAGCCAAGCAAUUGGAAGCAACGAAACAGGAACUUGACAUUGCGACCAAAGGAAAAAUCGCCGCGGAAGCCUUGAAUAAGGACUUCGCUCAGAAACUGACCACGUCUCAAGGAAAAUUGAGUGAGCUUGCUCGAGAGAAGAUCCAUUUAGAGAAAUCCAUCCAGGAUAUGCAAAACACAUCUCUGGAUUCGAAUGUUCAGAUCACUUCCUUGAACGAUGAGAUUAAUGCCAAGAAGGCGGAACUGGACCAAAUCAAGCAUGUCCAAGAAGAAGAAAAAGAGACAUAUCGAAAGAGUUUAGAUGAAAAAGCGAAAGAAGUGACGGCGAAAGAAAUUGAACUCCAGAAAGUUCUGGAGUCCAAGGCAUCUGUUGAAGAAGAGUUCAAGAAAGAAAUUAAGAAAUUGCAAGAAGACAUAGAGGGCACAAAAGCGGCAAAAGCGAAAAUGGCAAGCGAAGCGGAAGAAGCCAGAGCAAAAGCCACGGAGGCUGAAGAAGAGGCGAAGAUCAAGAUCAGCGAAAUCACGCACAGAUUGGAAGCCCUUGGAAAUGACUUCAAAGUGAAAGAAAAUGCACUGCAAAGCGCGGAAAGUGAAUUGAAGGAAGAGAAAGUCAAACGGAUGGAGCUUGAGCAAGCCUUAGAGAAAUCUAAGCGAAGCCAUGAAGAUGAACUUGAAGAACUGGUCGAUGCCAUCAAUGAUCUGAAGAUGAAAGAGGAGGAAUUAGAGGCCACAAAAGAAGAGCUAGAAUUGAAGUCCAUUGAGCUGGAGAAAGUCAACAAGGAGCAUGCUAAAGCUAGGGAUCAAUUCCAGACCGAGCUCAAGUUUGUUCAAGAACAAGCUCAAAAAGAAUUAGACGUUUUGACCAAGCAACAGGAGGAGACCAAAGGACAGAUCACUUACCUCAAAGAAUCCAUGGGUGGAAGCAAAGUAGAGUAUGACCUUCAAGUAGACAAGCUAGCCAAGCAAUUGGACACCCUAAAGACGAAGCAUGAGGAAGAAAUCUAUAAGAAAGAUGACCUUCUGAAGAAAAUGAGAGAAGAUAUUGCCAAUAAGGAAGAGGAACUCGAUUUUGUCAAGGAAGAGCUACAGGCCAAAACUGAGGAACUCAUGGAUAUCAACACCGACUUGGAGGUCAAAGAGGCGGGCUUCAACAACAGUUUCAAAGAAACCGAAGAACAACACAAGGACGAGGUCGAAGUUUUGGUUUCGAAAGUGGAGGAAGCCAAGCAAGAAAUCUCGGAAUUGUCGGAAACUUUGGCCAAAACAAUUGCUGAUCAUGAUGCCAAGUUGGAUGAUAUGAAGAUUGGACGGAAAACCGAGGUCAACACUCUGCAAGACCAAAUAUCAGAACGGGAUCGGGCGAUUCUGGACCUCAAAGCCACGCUAGAGGGGAUGCAAACCCAAGUCGCAAGUCUCACAUCCUCUCAAGUGGAUGAGGCAAAGAUUCAUGAGGCCAAACUUGGCAGACUGAAUGUUGAGAAUGAAGAACUCCGGUUGAAGAAACGAGAUCUGGAGAGCACUCUUAAGACCCUUCAAGCCGAUUUCGAUCAAAUGAAUCAUCUAAAGGAGGACCUCACCAUCAAGGUUGUUGAGAAGGAAAAGCAGGUCAAAGAAUUUACAUCCCAAGUUCAGACCAUGAGAGUGACUUAUGAGAAGACACAGAAAGAGCUGAGUGAGAGGGUGGAAAAAUCCUCUCAGGACGGCCAAGCCCUCAAGGAAGUUGAAAUGGCACUUCAUGAGGAAAGGCUCCGGGUAGACGAGCUCCAAAUUGCCCUGGCCGAGGCCGAAUCGGAGCGAGAUUGUGCCAGGUCAAAGUCCAAGGAUUUACAGAAGAUCUCUCAACACAACAAUCGUUUGGAAGAACAGAAUGAAGCCCUCAAGAGAGAUGUUGCGGACCUCAAGCAGAAACUAGCCUUCUCCGAACAAGAGUCACAAUCCGAAAGAGCUGAGCUCAAUGAAGUGGUUCAACAAAGUAAGGACCUACUCAGAGAGAAACUCGAGGAAUUCAAGAUCCAGAAGCAGCAAUAUGAGACCCUGAAGCUCGAGAAUCAACAACUCAAUUCAUAUCGGCGAGAUCUGAUGAUCGUGGAACAAGAAAAGCGGGACCUAGAGUCCCAAUUGGUGACCCUCACCUAUGAAGCCCGAUCUGGGCGGAGAUCUCCUUCACCGGCCAAGAGCUUCACGUCCGAUAUGCCUGAAGGCGAGCUCAAAGGCCAAGUGGACUUUCUCAACUCGGUCAUUGUGGAUAUGCAGAGGAAGAAUGACGAGCUCAAGACCAAAUUGGAACUGUUUGAGUCAGCUGGGAUCAUUGAUGCCGAGGCCGAGGCAGCUUUCAUGUUCAAUGGCGUGAGCUCAAGGCAAGUGGCACCGAGGUUGUUUUGUGAUAUCUGUGAUGAGUUUGAUAUCCACGACACAGAGGAUUGCCCAACCCAGGCCAUGGACAUUCCGGACGAGGUGGUCCACACCAAAUCCGGUGGGGUGCGAGGGCAAAUCCGGGAAUAUUGUGACAUUUGUGAAGUGUUUGGCCAUUCCACGGAGAAUUGUAGUGAGACUGAGACGUACUAAAUAAGCAUCUCGAGAGCGUUCCUCCCAAAUGUGGUUUUGUUGACCAAAACCGUGUUACAAUCAUGGAAGCCAUUUUCCACUCUAACCAUGCAGUAUACGAGUACCCGUGGGCCACCUGAAAAUAACUUUAAUACUUCCAGCAUGUUGUGAAUGUUGCAAUAUUAAUAUAUUUUACACAUUUCGAA
Molecule: messenger RNA, 7437 nt
Organism: Tigriopus californicus
Lineage: Eukaryota; Metazoa; Arthropoda; Copepoda; Harpacticoida; Harpacticidae
Product: CAP-Gly domain-containing linker protein 1-like
Exons: 5
Coding region: 635-7252 (2205 amino acids)
Biological process (GO): cytoplasmic microtubule organization
Cellular component (GO): cytoplasm; nucleus; microtubule plus-end
Molecular function (GO): microtubule plus-end binding
Source: RefSeq, a predicted model, not a curated record